Molecule: messenger RNA, 2268 nt
Organism: Candidozyma auris
Lineage: Eukaryota; Fungi; Ascomycota; Pichiomycetes; Serinales; Metschnikowiaceae
Exons: 1
Coding region: 1-2268 (755 amino acids)
Biological process (GO): peptidyl-threonine phosphorylation; peptidyl-serine phosphorylation
Molecular function (GO): protein serine/threonine kinase activity; ATP binding
Source: RefSeq, a predicted model, not a curated record
AUGUCAAAUAUCUCACCUAGCUUGGAUUCCAGGCUAGCCAGCAUUGAACUCGGCGUCAACAACAAUGUUCAACUAGCAAAGUCUCCCAGAUCACCUAAAAAGACAUACCCAGCAAGCCUAUAUCCCAAAAGCUACCAUGGGUCUACGGCCACCACUCCAAGUAAGGCUCCGGUGCUCUCCACUGCUCGAAGAGCUCAGUCUCGAUCGCUUUCACAAUCCAAGAAUGGGAAGGACGCUACCGCUGAUCCAUCUCCAGACAGAAAAGUGUUAAAGCCCAAUAACCAAGUGAUCUCAGCUAUUGAGAAUAUUGACAGGAAAACACCCAGAAAAGCUUCAAGAUACAGCGAAGCAUCAUAUUCAUUCAUGAGGGACACAACCUCAUCAAGGAAAAAGCUGCAUGCCACAGGUAAACUGCCGACUACCAAACAACCACAGUAUAAGUCUCAAGACAGAUCGGUUUCUCAUCCAGAAUUCUACAACAAACGACCUUGCAUGUUUACCUCAACGCUGGAAAGCCGUCUGCCUUCUGGGCAAAAGACCAAUGCCACCAUUAAUGCUGCUAGAAAGCGAGCAGACUCUUCAUACAUUGAUGAGCCCCCAACGAGAGGAAGCAGAAGACUGCCUUGUAAGAUAUCCCAGUCGGCAUCUAUGAAUAAUGUUCAUCUGCGUCUCUACAACGAUGCCAUGAAACUGGUCGAGGAACUGGCUACGAGAAGUACUUUGCCUCGCCUGAGAAUUUCAAACCAGCUUUCGUCUCUUUGGCGAGAUGAACUGUCAACUUCAUCGCACUCUAAGAAACUCCCCAAAAUUGCGUCUUUGGCAGAAAUGUAUGGGAUACUUGAGGCUGCGGAUGCCGAAUUAUUUCAGGAUUUCCACACAUUGGAUCCUAAUAUUGAGGCGAACGCUCCAAUACUUCCACAUCAGCUAGACUCACUACCUAGUGACCAACUGGCAAGUGUGUAUGAACGAGGAGAGAUCAUCAGAAAACAACAUGUCUACUUUAUACCCAAGGCAAGAAACAAGAAUAUCAAUUUGAACGUAUUCAACUCUGGCGAUUACAAAAAUAAUUUUGGCUUUGAUGACGUCAAGGGUAACUACAUUAUAUCGCUUAACGACCACAUCGACUAUCGGUACGAGAUUAAGUGUACACUAGGAACAGGCUCAUUUGGUAAUGUUGUACUUUGCACAGAUCACAAAUAUUCACAACCAGGAAGAGAACGCAAAGUUGCGAUAAAAAUUAUACGAAACGACCUCAACUGGUCUCUACAAGCUGUAAGUGAGAUCAAGAUGCUAAAGCAGUUGAAUCAAAGAAGCGCCAAAGGAGACGUGAACGAUCACAUUAUCAACUAUUAUGACCACUUUCACUUCCGUGGACAUAUGUGUAUCGCGACUGAGGUCCUUUCACUCAAUCUUUUCACCUUUCUAGAGCUCAUGUCCUUCAGAGGGGUCUCGUUGAAUAUCCUCAGGACAUUUGCCACAGAUAUUCUUAGGGGCUUGAAAUUUAUUCAUGAUCAAAAGGUUAUACAUUGUGAUGUUAAACCAGAGAACAUAAUGAUAAAGCUCCCGCCGGACUUCAAUGCCAACGAUCCCGAAUCAAUUCCCAGCUUCAUUGUCAAACUCAUAGACUUUGGAUCAUCCUGCUUGGAGGAUGACACAACCUUUUCUUACAUACAAUCUAGAUUCUACAGAGCACCAGAGGUUAUUUUAGGGUCUAGAUACAGUCGCAAGAUAGAUAUCUGGUCGCUUGGAUGCGUGUUGGCAGAGCUCUUCACCGGCCAGCCCAUCCUUCCUGGGAGAAGUGAGGUCGAGCAAAUUGCAUUGAUCCUCGAACUAUUUGGAUCUCCACCCUCUAAUUUCAUUGUGAAUGAGAAGAAGAACCUCAUGAGAAUGGCAAGAGCAUCACCUGGCAAUAUACGGGAUCCAGUUUCUGCCGAGGCAUCAGUGUAUGGUAACGAUGUUAAGGCUCCAGUCGAUGAGAAGAAGAUAAAGAGAACACUCUUAUAUUCUCUUUUUAAUGCUGAUGGAAAACUAAACCAACAAGUACUCAGCCAGCAGCUUAUUGCUGUUGGGAAAGAGAGUACUACCCAUGGUCACUUUAAGAAGUCCGUCAAGCCUAGCUCCAAAUCCUUGGAUGUUACCCUACGUCUACACAAAGCAGACGAGCCUCAUGCGACGUCAUUUUCUCGGUUUUUGACCAGAAUAUUUUGUUGGAACCCUCAAGAACGCCCAGAUGCAUCUACAUUACUAGACGACGCAUUUCUUAAGUAA